Mesorhabditis spiculigera is the source of this 729-nucleotide messenger RNA. NCBI's taxonomy places the organism in Eukaryota, Metazoa, Nematoda, Chromadorea, Rhabditida, Rhabditidae. The record is from the annotation of a GenBank genome assembly.
AUGUCUUUGGGUCAAGAGAGGUCUCAGAAUUCCAGGUCGUCGCGGAACGCCACGCCAAACGCGCCCCAUUCGACGGUUUCGGGCCAUCGCCGCGAAGUGGACACGGCAAGCUUGGCAAGCACCCAGGCUUCACCCACUCAUCUUCACACGGCUCGCAGCAAUGCUCCAAGGAGCGGCUAUUCGCCGUUCGUUUCGUUACCGCACAACCCCAGCCGCCCCGGUUCGCCAUCGUCGACGUCAUCGUUGGAUCGGCGAGCCUGUCGUAUUUGUCAAUCGGAGACUGGAGACAUGGUUCGCCCCUGCGGCUGUGCCGGAACAAUGGGCGACAUCCACGAGACGUGCCUCUCGAAAUGGGUGACGCAGAGCCACCGGGAUAGCUGCGAGAUUUGCCAUGAGAACUACGCGCGCAGCGGUGCCGUCUUCAAGCGUAUCCGCCAAUGGGAGAAGCCCAAGUUUGAUGCGCUGGAUGUGAUCUCGUUGGCUAUCCUGGGCGGUCUCGGCUCGUGCCUCUACUAUCUGUGGCUGCUCAUGCAGGAGCGUCUUUUCAAGGAGCGCAUUUUCAUCCAUGAGCUCCCGAUGCGCAGCGACGAUUAUGGACGGAUUAUUCUCAGCCUGUUGAUCGUGGUGCUGAUGUGUGGGAUGAUUGUGCUGUUUGUCUCACAGCUACUCGCCUACGUCCACCGCCAGCAGGAGAUCCGCUUCAUCAACAAGAAAAGGACCGAUAUGAGC